Dichomitus squalens LYAD-421 SS1 is the source of this 1167-nucleotide messenger RNA. Its product is annotated as Metallo-dependent phosphatase. NCBI's taxonomy places the organism in Eukaryota, Fungi, Basidiomycota, Agaricomycetes, Polyporales, Polyporaceae. The transcript has 12 exons. The coding region runs from base 1 to 1167 and encodes 388 amino acids. Gene Ontology annotation, molecular function: hydrolase activity, acting on ester bonds. The record is from RefSeq and is a predicted model, not a curated record. Gene Ontology annotation, cellular component: cytoplasm.
AUGGCUUCCUUUGGGGUGGCCAGCCUUUGGAUCUGUCGCGCGGCUCCAGUCGCACAAAAUCGUGUUGGCUUCCCCAGAGCAGCGGCACAGAGCGACGACUUCAAUCUGAAUCCCUAUCCAGGCAAGCCGCGGCUGACAUUCAACGAGGAUGGUACCUUCAAGAUCACCGUCUUCUCUGACUUGCACUACGGGGAAAACCCCUGGGACGUCUGGGGCCCCCAACAAGACGUCAAUAGCACUACACUCAUGAACACUGUUCUCACGAGCGAGAAGCCCGACUACGUCGUUCUCAACGGUGACUUGAUUACCGGAGAGAACACGUUCCGGGAGAACUCGACGAAGUUGAUUGAUGAGAUCGUCGCUCCUCUCAACAAGCUCAAGCUGCCUUUCUCGUCCACACACGGCAAUCAUGACAACGAACCCAACAUCACGCAUGCCGAAGAGAUCAAGCGUGAGCUGCAGGUCGCGCCUCUCAGCUACACGCGCUUUGCCCCGUCUUGGGCAAAUGGCCAGGGCUAUGGUCCCGGAACGUACUGGGUUCCUGUGUACACGAAGGCCACCGAUCACUCACCCUCCCUCGUUCUGUGGUUCUUCGACUCGCGCGGCGGUUUCAGUGAGGGCGUAAACUCGACGCGUGUCCCCGACUGGGUCGAUGAGAACGUCGCGACGUGGAUCAACUUCACCGUCGCCACAAUGGACGCCGCUUGGGGUCCCGCUGAGAAAGUGAACCGAGGCUCGCUCGCCUUUGUCCACAUCCCACCCCACGUCGUGCAGGACCUCCAGCCGAACCUCAACAGUACUCAGGACCCCGGUCUGAAUGCUGACGAGCUCGGUUCGGGAUCAACACAGGCGACGACACUCCCACAAGACGCCGACAAGGACGAUCCGUUCUGGAACGCCCUCAACGCACAAGUCAAGAACCUCCACGGUGUGAUCUCGGGGCAUGACCACGGUAACGAGUGGUGCAAGCGCGAGAUCACGAAGAACGUCAUCUUCUGCUUCGACAAGCACUCCGGAUACGGUGGAUACAGCAGCACGGGGUGGGGGCAUGGCGUGCGCAAUAUCGUCUUCCGUUCGCCGGACCCGAACGUUGGGCCGGAGACUUGGAUCAGGAUGGAGGACGGGGAGACCCAUGCUCGCAUCAUCAUGGAUUCCUCCUACAACUGA